AUGUUCAGCCGGCCGUCUCCGUACGCCACGCCGCUGCCUUAUGCGCAGGUCGCGGUGCUCAUGGGCGUGCGGCUUGCCGAGCCGAUCGCAUACACCAUCAUCUUCCCAUUCAUCAACCAGAUGAUCGACGAGCUGGGCGUGACGGAUAACCCGGACAGGAUAGGCUUCUACUCUGGGCUUGUUGAAUCAGCCUUCGCCUUCGUCCAAGUCUUCACUGUGUAUCACUGGGCCAAGCUGUCCGAGGGUCGUGAUUUCAAGCAGUUUGUUGUGGGUUGGGUUGGCUGUGCCACGCUACGACAGCAGCUCGCUGACGCUCGCAGCGGCCUCGCGACAAACUUCUGGACCAUGCUCUUCUUCCGCUGCCUCUCGGGCGCGCUGAACGGCAACGUGGCGGUCAUCAAAGCCUCCCUCGGGGAAAUCACCGACGAGACGAACAGCACCGACGCGUUCGCGCUCUACGCCCUCACGUGGACAGUAGGCUCGAUCCUCGGCACUGCGCUCGGCGGCGCGCUCGCGCACCCCGUGCAGCGGUGGCCGGGGCUCUUUGGCAGCUGGGACGUGUUCCGGCGGCAUCCUUACUGGUUGCCCUGCCUCGUCUCCGCCGGGUGCACCCUCGUCGGCAUCAUCUUCGCAGCGGCAGUGUACCGCGAGUCCCUGCCGUCCAAGCAGCACCAGCACACGUCCACGCGCACAAUCUUCAGCUAUCGCCAGCAUGCGAUCCUGCCCGGCGACGGGCGGCAGGGCAGCAGGCACGCGCCGAGCCGCUCGGACGCGUCAGACGCGACGGCCGUGUCGCACGACGAGAGCGUGCCCAUGUCGCCUGUGAGCACCAAGACGCGGCUGGACGAGGAGGCCGGCGGCGUCGACGAGCCGCUGCUUGGCGGCGCGGCGCACCACCACCGUACCUGGGGCUUCUGGGAGCUGUGCGCUCACCGCCCCGUGCGGAUCUCCAACCUCGCCCUGUUCCUCAACUCGUUUGUGUCGGGGUCGUGGGGCGCCGCGUCGUUGCUCUUCUUUUAUGAUCGGAAGAACGGCCUCGCCAUGUCGACCUCUGCUAUCGGCGGUGCACUGGCCGUCAACGGUCUGUGGACGAUCGCGGCGCAGCUGCUCAUCCUGACAAGGCUGCGGCUCGCGUUGGGCCUGAACCGCGCGUAUGUGCUGCUCACGGCGGGCUGGAUCCCCGUGUGGCUGCUCUUGCCUCUGCUCCGGCGGGUGCUCGAGGCGUCCGAGACCCCCAACAGCGAGGGCAAGUACGCCGACACGCGGGGCUGGGUCGUGACUAUCGCUGUGAAUGCGCUUUUGUCGCUCGUGACCCUCGUCACGCUCAACAACUCGCUCCUCAUGGUCGUGGUCAACAACUCGACGCCGGACCGCGCGGCCCUGGGCGCGGUCAACGGCAUCAGUACCGCCGUGGGCAGCCUCGCGCGCGUCGUCGGCCCGAGCCUCGUCAGUGUCCUCUUCGCCGUCUCGAUGGACCGCGGCGCCCUCGGAGGCCGCCUCUGGUGGGUCUUCAUGCUGGCCAUGUCCGCGCUCAACCUCGGCGCGGGCCUGCUCGUGCCCAACGAAGCUGCCACCCUGCGUAACGAGUACGACGAGGACGAGUACGGAGACGAGGACGAGGACGAAGAUGAGGACGGAAGCGAGAGUCUGGAUGGCGUCAUGGUUGCCCCGGGUACUCCGGCACGGCGCGGCACUCACCCCAUUCCGGGUUAA
Messenger RNA from Vanrija pseudolonga, 1713 nucleotides. It is a transcript of the gene psiT2, whose product is annotated as Major facilitator-type transporter psiT2. The transcript has 8 exons. Bases 1 to 1713 code for a protein of 570 amino acids. The record is from RefSeq and is a predicted model, not a curated record. Lineage: Eukaryota; Fungi; Basidiomycota; Tremellomycetes; Trichosporonales; Trichosporonaceae.